Messenger RNA from Dromaius novaehollandiae (emu), 2757 nucleotides. RefSeq names its product potassium inwardly rectifying channel subfamily J member 15 (gene KCNJ15). The coding region runs from base 676 to 1803 and encodes 375 amino acids. Gene Ontology annotation, biological process: potassium ion import across plasma membrane; regulation of monoatomic ion transmembrane transport. The record is from RefSeq and is a predicted model, not a curated record. Lineage: Eukaryota; Metazoa; Chordata; Aves; Casuariiformes; Dromaiidae. Gene Ontology annotation, molecular function: inward rectifier potassium channel activity. Gene Ontology annotation, cellular component: plasma membrane. The transcript is spliced from 5 exons.
CCAACUCAGACUUAUUCCAACUUGUUUUGACUGACAGUGAGGGAAGGGAGACCUUCUGAGGGUUUUUUUUUAAACCAUGCACAUGUGCUUUGUUGAAAAGAUAUCCAGUCUUUUCUAAAAAAGAUUGUUUGACUUGUCAUGACGAUAACAUCUAGUAAGGAAUCUGAACAUUGCUCUUCUACAGGUCUGCAGUGUGCUCUGCAGUGUGGUGAACAAAGGAAAGGAAAACUUUAGAUCUUCUCUGAAUGAUUUCAGAUCUAACAGCAAGCGAGGCAUGAUGCCACACAAACGAGCUUGGAGUCCCGACCAAGCACUGUGGGCUCAGAUAUCAUGCACCUUCAUCCACGGGCAGAACCAGAGUAUUCCCACAGACACUGGAACUCUCUCACAUUUCUGCUCUGAAACAACAGCAGGAAGUUCUGUUGUUGGAAACGACUAUAACAUGCACUGUCCUUGCUCUACGUAACCACUGUCUAGUCCUGCAAGCCAGAUCUUGUUACUUGCCUCAUGAAACUGGCACAGGCAACGUUUUGCUUCACUCUGUGGGCUUUGUUCAGUCCUGAAUGUCCGCACACUUAAUCUUCAUCCUGACUGAAGUGGGAUGCACAGUAAACAAACUUCAAGAGUCGGGUGGUCCAAUGAUUGCUGGGUGUGCACAGGACUGAAGCACUGAGAAUGGAAGCCACACAGAUUAAUAUGUCACGUGUCCCACUGGUUAAUGGAGGCAUCAACACUGCGCUCAAGGCACAUAGACCACGUGUGAUGUCCAAAAGCGGUCACAGCAAUGUGCGGAUAGACAAAGUUGAUGGCAUUUACCUACUCUACCUUCAAGAUUUGUGGACUACAGUUAUAGACAUGAAGUGGAGGUACAAACUCACCUUAUUUGCUGCUACUUUUGUCAUGACCUGGUUCCUCUUUGGAGUUAUCUACUACGCCAUUGCAUUUCUUCAUGGAGAUUUAGAAAUAAACAAGUUCACCCCAAAACGUGAGCCAUGUGUCAAGAACGUGGACUCUCUGACAGGGGCAUUCCUCUUCUCUUUGGAGUCGCAGACGACCAUCGGCUAUGGAUUUCGUUUCAUUACAGAGGAGUGUCCUCAUGCCAUUUUCUUACUUGUGGCCCAGCUGGUCAUCACCACCUUGAUUGAAAUCUUCAUCACAGGUACCUUCCUGGCCAAAAUUGCAAGACCUAAAAAAAGGGCAGAGACUAUUAAGUUCAGCCAUUGUGCUGUCAUUACUAAACACAAUGGAGAACUUUGUCUGGUGAUUAGAGUAGCAAAUAUGAGGAAGAGCCUUCUGAUACAGUGUCAGCUGUCUGGGAAGCUUCUUCAGACAUAUGAAACUAAAGAAGGGGAGAGGAUCUUGCUGAACCAAGCCAGCGUCAAGUUCAAUGUUGACUCCUCUUCAGAGAGUCCUUUUCUCAUUUUGCCUUUAACCUUCUACCACAUUUUGGAUGAAAGCAGCCCUUUAAGAGAUCUCACGCCUCAAAAUCUCAAGGAGAAGGACUUUGAGCUUGUGGUGCUCCUGAAUGCCACAGUGGAGUCCACCAGUGCCGUCUGCCAAAGCAGGACUUCCUACAUCCCAGAGGAGAUCCACUGGGGCUAUGAGUUCGUGCCUGUGGUUUCUCUCUCUCCAAAUGGAAAGUACGUUGCUGAUUUCAGUCAGUUUGAGAAGAUCAGGAGAUGCACAGAUUCUACUUUUUAUAGUAUGGACUCUGAAAAACAAAAGCUAGAGGAGAAAUAUAGGCAGGAGGACCAGAGAGAGAGGGAACUGAGAACAAUGUUGCUACAGCAGAGCAAUGUUUGAUUGAAUGGACAAAAUAUCCUGAUCAGUCCUUUUCCCAAACUGAAAAAAGCAUCCUCUCUGUGCUGUAUGUCAGCUAUGAAACUAGCAGUGGAGUCCUUUUCAGCAAAUAGCUUUGGUGUAGAGUAAACCUAUCCCUUUGUUUGGCUAAGUUGCUAAUCAAGUAUUUUCUAAUUAGGUGGGAUUCCUUUCCUCAAUAUCUUGACUUAACAAAGUUGGAUUUGUUUUAAGUCUCUGCUUAUACCAUCGGUAAAAAAAAGACAAUCCACUUCCUGUUUGAAAAGUGAAACUGGAUACACUGCGCUGAUUUUUUUCAAAUAUUUAUUUGACAUGGUUUUACUGUGAACACACAAUUGCAGAGACAGCAUGCAGUACUGCCAGUAGAAAAUAUGCUCCUUUAAAAUGCAUAUUCUCAUAUCAGGUAUUGCCUUAAUGGGGAUUCCUGGCAUUGAAAAUAAAGUGAUGGGAGAGAAAAAUGGUCAAAUAUGGCAAGAGCCUGUAGGGAGAUGGUAAACUCCUUUACAUCUUGAAGGAGGGUGAGAGAGUAGUUUUGUUGGGUGGUGAUGAAGGGAGCUCUCUGUCUCUGCUAUUCAAAACUUGCUUUGUGAUCACUCACUUUUUUAACCUUGUUAAUGGCUGAUUUAAAUAUAAUAGCUAAGAAGGGGAGAUGAGGUCAAGUUACACAGAAUCAUAACAGUAAUCAACUAAGGUUAAAGCUGGCUUUGAGACACCUGUUUUUUACCCAAUGUAAAUAGUUUGUAAUAGCAGCAUAACGAUACAUUUCUACAGAUUGCUUGCUUUGCUAUAGACUGUAUUUAAUUUUGGUUAAAAGAAAGCUGUAUAAUGUCUGUAGACAAUAUUUACUUUUUCUGGCAGCCAUAAAGGACAAGCAUUCCUUUCAUUCAUUUCAUUUUUGGUCUAUUAAAACCAUUCCAUUAAUAAAGGAAUUUAAUUAGA